This is a messenger RNA of Astyanax mexicanus (Mexican tetra), 4595 nucleotides long. It is a transcript of the gene cers2b, whose product is annotated as ceramide synthase 2b. Gene Ontology annotation, cellular component: membrane. Gene Ontology annotation, biological process: ceramide biosynthetic process. The record is from RefSeq and is a predicted model, not a curated record. Bases 551 to 1708 code for a protein of 385 amino acids. The transcript is spliced from 11 exons. NCBI's taxonomy places the organism in Eukaryota, Metazoa, Chordata, Actinopteri, Characiformes, Acestrorhamphidae. Gene Ontology annotation, molecular function: sphingosine N-acyltransferase activity; DNA binding.
UUUGCCUGAGGACUCGGACACCGCUAGUGCCGUUCUGUGUGCCUGUUGUGCUAACGGCUCACUUUUACCUCAGAGAGAAAAUAACGGAAAAGCGGGAAACAACGGGGAAGAACUUUAGAACCGGGUAUAACAGCUGUCGGCCGUUACCGGAGGACAGUGAAGUAACGGUAGCGGUACCGUUGGCGAGUUAAUUCCUCACAGAGAAAGAGUAACUAAAACCGCGGCUAGGCUAACUUUUCAAACUCUUUAUUUUCUCGCUAACGGAGUAAAGACCUCGCUGUAAUCGAUUUUACCGCGGCCUAAAUUGGAAGAAAAGCUUUAAUUUCUCUUUAACACGGGACCGGAGAUGAGGACAGGCGGUGGAAUCAAUCAGACCCGACCGUGAAUCCACCCAGCGGACCACCAAGACCCACCGUCUCCCCCCGCCCGAGAACAGCGCUCUGGACCCGGACACCCCGGGACCCUGCAGCUAAACUUCAACCGACCAUUUACAGACGUUUACUCAGAUUUUAACCCCUGUGGACCACCGCCGGGAGAGCUGUGACCAAAUAUGCUGGAGUGGUUAAGUGACAUCUUCUGGCAGGAGCGUCUCUGGUUUCCAGAGGGCCUAGGAUGGGCGGACUUAGAGGACCGGGAUGGGCGAGUCUAUGCCAAGGCACGAGAUUUGUGGGUGGUGCUGCCGGUGGCCCUGCUCUUCCUUGUAAUUCGUCAGAUCUUUGAAAGAACUGUUGCUACAUAUCUGGCAUCAUUGCUGGGAAUUAAAGAAUCAGUACGAAGAAAAGCAGCACACAACCCAACACUGGAGUCCUACUACAACCACACAAGCAAAUAUCCAACGCAGAGUUCAGUAGAGAAGCUUUGUAAGCAGACUGGCUGUUCAGAGAGGCAAUUGCAGCGGUGGUUCAGACGGCGGAGAAAUCAAGAUAGACCCAACCUUAUGAAAAAGUUCCGCGAAGCCAGUUGGAGGUUUUUGUUUUAUCUUCUUGCCUUCAUUUCUGGCGUGGUUGCUCUCAUUGAUAAGCCCUGGCUAUAUGACUUGGAGGAAAUGUGGAAGGGCUUCCCCACUCUGACACUCCUGCCCUCUCAGUACUGGUACUACAUGUUCGAGUUGAGUUUUUAUACAUCUCUUCUUUUCAGUGUGGCUACAGAUGUCAAGCGAAAAGACUUUAAAGAGCAGAUCAUCCACCAUGUUGCCACUAUUACAUUGAUCAGUUUCUCUUGGUGUAUGAACUACAUUCGUGCAGGAACUCUGAUCAUGUUUUUGCACGAUUCUUCUGACUACUUAUUGGAGUCGGCUAAGAUGUUUAAUUAUGCUGGCUGGAGAAAAACUUGUAACUACAUCUUCAUUGUGUUUGCUGCAUUCUUCAUCAUUACAAGACUCUUCAUUUUUCCCUUUAGAAUUAUGUACUGCACAUGGGUGUAUCCAGUGACGCUCUAUCCUCCCUUCUUUGGAUAUUACUUUUUUAACAGCCUGUUGCUGGUGCUACAGUGUCUUCACAUCUUCUGGGCUGUGCUCAUCAUACGCAUGGCACUACGCUUCCUUCCUAGAAAUGAGAUUGUGGAAGAUGAGAGAAGUGACAGAGAAGAGACAGAUGACUCUGAAGAGGAAGAAAAAGAAGAACAGGAGAGAAAUGGGGAGAUAAAAAAGAAUGGUCCAAUUCAGAACGGUUACGGAAAACACAACAACAACCACCACAAAGCAGAGUGAUCUUUUUCACGUGAAAGAGAAAGAGGUGGAAGAAUGAGUAAAAGCAGGAGAGAAACAAAACUGUUAAUGCACAUCUUCACAAGAGAGAGUGUGAAAGAAAGAGGGAGAAGAACUGCUUCCAAAUGUUGAUGAACCAUUUUAUUCUCUCUUUUCUUCACACUACAGAAUGAACAUUCAGGCAUCCCCUCACCACACACACACACAGGCUCAUAUCCAAACAUACUGUACUUACACACACACAAACACAUAAGCAGAAUAUUGCUGCCAAAAUCCCAAAGUUGCCUCUAAGAAAGGGCUACAGAGGAGAAUUUCUCAUAAAAUUCCUCUCUGUAGAAAUAUGUGCCUUAUUUGUCCUUUUUAUCUUUAUUCUCUUUUUCCACUUUAUUAAGUGUCAGAUCAAUGUUUCUUUAAGCUGUAUCCUUUUUCUUUUUUAUAUUUAAUAUAAGUAUCUCACUUCCAGAAGUUCAGCUCAUUUUAAGCCAGGAUCUUUUACUCCAUAUGUACAUACAAACAACUACAAACAGUAGGCUGGAAGCCAAAAGUCAAUGAUCAGAGUCAACCCGAAGCAACCAGAAGCAAGCAUCCUGGAUGGGAUGUAUAUUAGAGCACCCCCUGGCAGAUAACAUGUUACAGUGUCCUUAUGUGCCUAAUGAUUUUAUUCACCGAAAUCCUGUUGAAAGGUUUUUCUAGAAUUUUAUAAAUAAUUUCUAUUUCCAGCGUAAUCUCUCCAAAGUAUAUUUUAAUGCCAAACCCAACAAGACUUCACACGCCGUGCUUGAACUGUGAGAAAACCUUAAAUUCAACUCAAGUAAAAGGAUAACUUGCAGUUAAAAUCUCAUCAAAAUGUAAACAUUAAUUAUAUUACUUAUUACUAUUCUAGUCAUACUAAAAUGUUACUAAAGUUUCGUGACCUGCUUGGAACACUAUGAACAUUAUCUGCUGUCUCACAGACCGCAAUGGUUUGGACAAGAGUAAUAGCUAAAUGUAAUGUGUAAGCUUCUAUUGAGAACAUAGCAUGUUUAUUUGCAAGAUCAGACUAAUAAUAGCCUAAUAGACUACAGAGCAGCAGUAUCACACCAGCAGUUUUAGACCUGUUGCACUCAGCACAUGCACUGACACUUGUUUUGGUUAAUUUUUCAGUGCUUUCAUGUUGUUUUUUUAUAUAUAUUUGUAAUACCUUUUGAGUUUGCUGCUUUAAUUUUUUAACCUUUAUUCUAAAACUUUGCUUUGAACACAUAUAUACACAUUCACAGGACAAAUUUUACACUUACAUUAGCUAAUGUGGCCUAGGUACACCAAUAGGUUGCUGUAGACAUAUCAUUCAGUUACCUUUAAAUUAAACCUCAAUUUUGAAAGUUGGCUUUAAACAUUGCACAAGUUUAUAAAUAUUGUAUUUAUUGAAAUGAUAAUAAAAAUAUCCCUUCCUCAAAAGUAAUAUGCAUGGCCCAUAUGCAAGUGGUCAAUAAUCAGAUCCUUUCCCAAACCUAUGCUGUCUACACGGCACUAUUGUGUAUAUUGCAUAUAUUACCAUUGGCCAGAAACUGCUAAAGUAAAACAGCUGGUGUGAAACUGCAGCUCUGUGUCUCCGCCAUUAAACCUUUAUUGAUCAUACAUAGUCUCUUCAUCAUUCUUCCAGUCUGAAUAAUAAAUUACAUUUGGUUUUAAGUAAAACCAAAUAUUUUUAAACAAGUUCUAUUAAAUUAGUUCAAAUGUUUUUUGAAGUACACAUUUCAAAAUCAUUUUAAAUAAUUUAUGUUUUGGCACUGUACAUACAUUUUAGGAUAUUUUGAAUAAAGCAGUAAUACUUUGCAAAUAAAUCUAGACCUAUUGACAGGCCAGAAAAAGUCCCUUGAACUUUUAAGCUUUGAAUAUGAGUGUCACUCAAUUAAGUCUUUUUACAAUAUUAUCCAGGCUCAGGUGUUGUGUCUCAUAUCCCAGUAGAUUACUUGACGUUUUGGGCUGCUGAACGUCUCUGACUUGCCCUGUGCUAGAAGAACCAAACUUAACAUGAUGUCACUUUAUAAACAUGUUUGUGUUGUGAUUCCAAAAGACAAACACAAGAAAUUAAGUUUACAUUUUUUUGUUUCAUUUUGUUAUUUUUAUCUUAUGUUUUUAUUUCAUUCCACUUGUUCCGAACUAAGUAGUAAUGUCAGGAAAGCAUCAUGGAGGAUAAUUGUACAGUGAAAAUUAUGUUUUGUGAUUGUUUCUAGAUCAGAAAGAAGGCAGAACAUAGAAUGUGUUGACAUAAUCGUUCCUCUUUUUUUUCUCUCUUACGUGCCUGAUUUGAAUAGUGCAUACAGUAAAUCUGAGUUUAUCAGGAUUGAAAGAAGUCAGUGUUACUGUCUGUACACUUUACAUUACUGUAAAGUGUAAUGACUCAGGUUGAAGUAAGUAAUGAAAUGUCUUAUCUUUUGCAAUUUUGGCAGAUCUAGAGAAGUCUAGAGGUGUUCAUUCAGGCAAGGGAAAGAGGUACAGAUCAGCAGGAAAUGAUCACAGACUCAGUGGAGUAAACUUAAAAAACGUAAAACAUGUGUUGGCUUUGUAAGUAUUGAAUGUUGGUGCACAAAUUUGCCACCAUAGCACUGUCACAUAUGGGAUUUUGUCAUCCUCUCUUAAAACAAGUGCCUUUUCCACUUCUCCUCUCUUUAUGCUUCUUUCUUCUUUUUUUUUCUAUUCACGUACAGUUCUGCUCUUACAUGCCAUCACCUUGUUUUCCUGACCAAGCUCUUUACUGCCCUCCCUCAUAUGUGCAUUGUUCCAGAGAAACAGCCAAACCCUAAUUACAGUAUUAUUAUUUUUUUCUUUUUUUUUGGAUCAUGUUUUAUUUUAUGCAUAAAUGAUAUUAAUAGUGAUGGAAAUAAUAAAACAACAAAUGGGAAUCACAAAA